AACACAUAGCUCUGCAUGUUUUACUGGAUGUGAUUGGCUAUCACUGGGUAUUCCAGAAUAUAAAUGGCUUCUUUGGGCAACAUGAGGAAGACUUGGCUCCGUAUCUGAGAAUCUGAGAAGAGACUUUGUCUACUGCAGAAAAAAAGACCCAAAAUGAAGUUGUUUGUAUUUUUGUACCUGAUCAUCUCCGCUUCUGCUGCUCCCGCUCCAGACAGUGACAGCAGUGAGGUUGCAGCACAUGCUAAUGCAGCCCUCAGGCUCAUGGAGCUGUUUAGGAUGUACCAGCAGCAGGGACUUGCAAACCCCUUUCUUCCUGCCGCUGGUGCUCAUGCUGGUCCUGCAGCGGCUGCAGAUAUAAAUGUACCAGUCCAGCCAGCUGCUGCUGCCAUCCCAGCAGGAGAUGCCUCAGAUGAGGAGGCUGAGGGUGGGAACCCAGGUCCCGGUGUUGGGGUGGCACCCCUAAACUCUGACGAGGAAGACGAGGUUGAAGAGGUGGAGGCCACUGAAGUGGAGCCGGCAGUGGUGGAGACGGCAGCAGAGGCCACGGCAGCGCCUCCGGCAGCAGCUGCUGAGCCUGCCGUGGUGGAUGUGGCUGUGGAUGCUGCACCAGUUGAUGAUGUUGUUGUGGACGUGCCUCCCGUUGACGUUGCCGCUGUUGACAUCGCCCCCGAGGUGGCUGUUGAUGUGGCCGGUCCUGCCGCAGCUGAUAUCCCCGCUGCUGCUGAUGUCCCGGCUGCUGGUGACACUGACACAGACGCAGCUGAGAAUGAGGUGACGGGAGGCAUCGCAGAUCCUGCUGCACUGUAGCUGCCCUCCUCUGUUGUUAAAUGACUGAAACACUCACAUCUGAUGUAGAAGAGAGGCAAAAGGAAAAAAUGAAACCUCGAAAAACAACCUUUUCUCUUUUUUAUACUCUAAGCAUGAAAGUAGUUAGAAAUUGUUUGCUUUGUUUUGUGUUUUUUUAAUGUAGUUCCAUUUGGCAAAGCUUGGAAGUUGUUGUCUUUUAUUUUCCUGAUUUUUCCGUGCUUGACAUUAAAAAGCCUCAUCUUUCAGACUGCAGCAGCGACGGGAACCUUUUUUUAGCAGAAAGUCAAACGGAUGUAGCUUACAUUAUGUAGUGUCAUGACCUUUUCCUUCAAAUCUUAUUUUCAAAGUCUUGUGUAGACUUAUAUUUCAUUUCAUGUAAAUGUUGAUUUGAUUUGAAAUAAAUCCUGUACUACUACCUUU
Messenger RNA from Oryzias latipes (Japanese medaka), 1227 nucleotides. RefSeq lists its product as uncharacterized. The record is from RefSeq and is a predicted model, not a curated record. Lineage: Eukaryota; Metazoa; Chordata; Actinopteri; Beloniformes; Adrianichthyidae.